UAAAAGUUAAGUAAAUAUGUCGUUUAAAACAGAUUUUCAAAAAAUCUUUAAUCAUUUCGGAAAAAGUAAAGAGAGCGUUGUUCAUGAUGUCGAAAUUAUCAAAAACUGGGUUAAAACACAGAAUCACCUACCGGAAAUACCAGCUGACACCAUGAUUACUUAUUUCUUAGUAAACAACAAUUUUAGUAUAGAGAAAACCAAACAAUCGCUAGAUAUGUAUUACUCAGUCAGAACGAUUAUCCCAGAUAUUUAUCAAAAUAACCUUCCUUUAUCAUCCACUACAAAGGGUUUGUAUGAAGAAGUAAUCACAGUACCACUACCAACGUUGACUCCAAAUUUGCAAAGAGUGAUUGUAGCCAAGAUUAAUGGCAAUCCCGAGAAGUUAGAUGGGGAUCAACCUAUACUAGUAAUGACUCAUUUAAAUGAAGUAAAAAUUUGGGAGGACCUUUCACUUGGAGAUAUUUAUGUUAUGGAUUACAAAAAUGUAAAACUGGGACAUGUAGCAAAAGCAACACCACAGCUGUUUAAAAAAUUGGAUUUUAUUUGCGAGGAAGUCUGGAAUAAUCAAAUUAAGGAAAUGCACAUUAUAAAUGCAUCUAGUGCAGCUGAUACUGUAAUAACAGUGAUGAGGAAGUACCUGUAUAGACGAUUAAGAGAAAAAGUUUUUGUCCAUACUUCUUUAAGUGAUCUUUACAAAUAUAUACCAAGAGAAAUAUUGCCUGAAGACUAUGGUGGUGAUGAAAAACCAAUGAAUGAAUUAAAAGAUUUAUAUUAUAAAACUCUUCAAAAACACAAACCUCGAUUUGAAAAACUGGAAAACAUGGUAGUUCAAGAAAAUCGACGUCCAUCUCCUUGUAAAAAUUGCGAUAUUUUGGGAUACUACGGUAAUUAUAUGAAAGUUGAUGUUAAUUAAAA
Molecule: messenger RNA, 915 nt
Organism: Diabrotica balteata
Lineage: Eukaryota; Metazoa; Arthropoda; Insecta; Coleoptera; Chrysomelidae
Source: the annotation of a GenBank genome assembly